UCGGCUUCGGAGGUUAUUUUAGAAAGUCACACAGGGUGUUGGAUGUUGUCUGAUGUCACUUUAAAACAGACUUUAUAUCGUGGAUACAGCUAAACAGGAUGCAGACUGCAGGAGGGGCACUGCAGGAACCAGUGCAGGGUUCCGCAGAACGGGGAGAGCUCGCUCAGCUGCCCGCUAAAGAUACCGCGAGCACAGACACCACCUCCGAUGCCAGCAGCCCUCGAGCGCUGACGUUUGACUUGUUUGAUAUGGUCAUUUCCUACAAAAGAAUGGCCAUAUUCCUCGAGCCCGUAACUGACGCUGUGGAAGUAGUGCGAUACCUUCUUGGGUGGAGAAUGCCCCUCUGCUCUCUGCUCUGCUGCGUUGUACUCAACAUCCUCUUCCUCACUCUAAGUGACGUGGCAUGGUUUUCCUUGUGCCUGCUCGCCGUGUCGGCACCAGCCGUCCUUGGUUACCUCGGAGACCGUUGCCAGGGUGUUACCACAGAGACGGCCGUGCAGAAGAAGAGAUACCACGCGGUCCAACGCCGAGACUUCCAGACUGUCCACAUGACCAGACAGGAAGCCAUGAUGGAAGUCAAAGUGCUUCUGAAACAGCUGGACGAUUUGAUGACUCAGGCGUGUGCAUAUGCAGAAAGGGUACAUAAAGUCGUGUACUGGGACAGCAGUUCUGCCUCUUCUGUGUUCUAUGGCUCUCUCCUUGCCCUGGUGUGUAUGCUGUAUACAGCUCCAGUAGGAUGGGUUCUGGCUCUGGCCAACAGCACCCUCUUUCUGUGGAACAGGGAUUUCUGCCGAGUUGUGCUGGAGCUGAAGGAGUUGGUUGUUCCAGGGCAGGAGCAGCAGACAGAGGGAGAGACAGACAGGAGUGAGCCAGACCAGACCAGUUUGCCAGACCGCACGCCCACUCCCACCAGCCUGGAGGAUCUGUCUCCUGGCAGUGUAGAGGAGGCUGAGGAGGCGGAGCCAGAUGAUGAGUAUAAAGAUGCCAUAGAGGAUGAUGAUGAAGUUCCGUCGGGAGCGCCAGAUUAUGAUUCGGUUUCUGAUAACGGUUUGUUGAGCAGAAAUGAGCCCAUUCGCAGUAAAGUGUCCAAACUGACAGAAAGACUCCGCAAACGCUACCCCACAAACCCCACAGGUAACUGCUCAAACUGUGCAGCUGCAUUCUCUGUGCUGAAGAAAAGGAGAAGCUGUAGUAACUGCGGGAACAGUUUCUGCUCUCGCUGCUGUUCUUACAAAGUCUUCAGAUCCAGUAUGGGAGCCACAGCUCCUGAAGCCCAAAGAGAGACUGUGUUUGUUUGUGCUAUGUGCAACGGCAUCCUCAGCAAGAAAGACUGAAAAAAACAGAGAAGAAGGAUCUUUCACUGCCUUGCCAUCCAGCAAUGAACCCUCCUUUCCCAUGGUAACCCAGUAAAUGCUUCCAUGACAACAGAGACUACGGCAAGAGCUUCAUUGUCCUCUUUCUUCAGUGCUAAGACGCUUUGAAAAACAAAAUCCCUCUUGUGGCUUGAAAAAGUGAAUUUAGGAAAAUCUCUUUUUUUGUUCCUCUCCUCAUCUCCUCAGAUGUCCUCUGUUUGAGUCUAUAGUGUGUCCCAAGCAAGUCACAUGGUUACCCAGAUUAAAUGGUUUCUGUCAGGCUUUGGUCCUCCAAAGACACAGUUUCUGGCUGUUGGAAACAAAAAAAAAGGGCUGACAGGAACGCUAACGCUAAUUAGCCCUGAUGCUAACGCUCAGAUUUACCACCCUCUGUUGUGACAUCAAAGAGGCCACUCCAGAGAGAGAGA
Molecule: messenger RNA, 1780 nt
Organism: Chanos chanos (milkfish)
Lineage: Eukaryota; Metazoa; Chordata; Actinopteri; Gonorynchiformes; Chanidae
Gene: zfyve27
Product: zinc finger, FYVE domain containing 27
Exons: 12
Coding region: 99-1334 (411 amino acids)
Biological process (GO): endoplasmic reticulum tubular network formation; protein localization to plasma membrane; neuron projection development
Cellular component (GO): growth cone membrane; endoplasmic reticulum tubular network
Molecular function (GO): metal ion binding
Source: RefSeq, a predicted model, not a curated record